GUGCUCAGUCCGCUGCUGCUGCUGCUGCUGAUGAUGAUGAUGAUGAUGUUGCUGUUGCGGAGGGUGGCGCUGACCCUUCAGUGCAGCAAAUAGACCCGCAUGCACUUGCUGCAGCAGAUGGGGCCUCGACAUUUACCAUCCCCAACGCCCACAACAGACUUGCGCAGCAGCGGGCGCAGCAGCAGCAAGCCAAGACUGCUGCUGCUCCAGCUGCUGCAGCGGCGGCCGCUGCUGCUGCUCCAGCAACAGCAGCAGCUGCUGCUGUCGCUGCUGCUGCGGCUCCAGCUGCUGUGAAGGCGGCAGCAGAAACGCGAGAGAAAGACUCGACAGGAAGCACACAAGCUGUUGCUGCUGCUGUUGCAACAACAGCAGCAGCAGCAGCAACACAAGGGGCCAUUGCUGCAACCGGCGCCAGCAGCACGCUGCCUCCAGCAGCAGCAGCAGCAGCAGCGGCCACUGCAGCAGCAGCUGCUGCUGCAGAUGCCGCGCGCGCGUCGGCUGCUGCUGCGCAAGCAGCAGCAGCGGCAGACGAAAGCAGCAGCCGGUCUAAGCAGUCCCAGACAGGCCAGCCGCAUGCAGCAGCAGCAGCAGCAGCAGCAGCAGCAGCAGAGCAGCACGAUGCUGCUGCUGAGCGGCACACCCCAACGCCUGCUGCUCCUGCUGCAGGCGUUGCUGCAGAGACGGCAGCGACUGCGAAGGAGACAGCAAAAGCAGCAGCAGCAGCAGCACACUCCGCCGCAGCUGUGGCCCAGGCUGCUGCUGCUGCUGCUGCCCUGCAUGCAGCAGCAACAGAUGAAGCUUUUGCUGCAGUGCAGAGGGGACCCACUGGCGACAGCGGGGGCAAGAAACCCAGCCAGCUCGAGCAGCAGCAGCAGCAGCAGCAGCAGCAGCAGCAGCAGCAGCAGAACCCUGGUGCGGCUUCGGCUGCAGGCGCUGCAGCAGCUACUCUGGCAGCUGCAGCAACUCGAACCCCCACGCCGACAAGCGCUGCUGCUCCUGCAGCAGCAGCAGCAGCAGCAGCAGCAGCAGCAUUAGCAGCACCCGCAGCAGCGACAGCAGCACCAGCGAAACCACAAACAACAGCAGCCGCGGGAGCAGCAGCAACAGGAGCUGCUGCUGCAGCUGCUGCUGCCUUGUCUGCAAAAACAAAUGCUGCUGGCGCACCAUCCAGCAGCAGCAAACCACCAGGUAGCUGA
This is a messenger RNA of Eimeria necatrix, 1196 nucleotides long. RefSeq lists its product as hypothetical. The record is from RefSeq and is a predicted model, not a curated record. The transcript has 2 exons. The annotation marks the transcript as partial. Lineage: Eukaryota; Apicomplexa; Conoidasida; Eucoccidiorida; Eimeriidae.